AUGCGUGACCUACGUGAACUGUACAAGCUGGAAAGCAACCUGUGUCGUACUUUUGAAACAGUGCGUCAUUUCAUCGCGAAUGCAAACUCAAGUGUCAUUACCAGUGAACUGAUCGGUGUACGUCUAGAACGGCUAGAAGAUGCGUUCAAGCAGUUCCAGCUAGUGCGUACGGAAAUUGAGCUGCAGACCGACGCCGAAGUGACCGGUGUUGAUGAUCCUGAGCAGGAGCUGGCGCUGAUGAACGCACGGGCCGACGAAGAUGCGAGCAUUGCGAUGGAGAAGGAAAACGAUUUUUGCAACCUCAAAGGUGAACUACUCCGCCUUCUGUCUUUAACAAGUGGAUCAGAUCAUGUAGCGAAGAAAUCAAGCACAAGCAUUAGUGAACCUUUAGAAACAACAGCGAGUUUGGCGAGGGUUAAAUUGCCUGAAAUACGUCUGCCAACCUUCAAUGGAGACAUCAACUUUUGGGUAACAUUCAGAGAUUCGUUCCACAGUCUUAUACAUUCGAGCGAUCAGCUGACGGCGAUGGAUAAGUUUUUCUACCUCCGCUCCGCCCUCACAGGAGAAGCUUUGCAGGAGGUUAGCUCAGUCGAGAUGACUGCAGCUAACUACGACGUGGCAUGGGCUGCAUUGAAAAGGCGAUACGAAAAUCGUAAGCUUAUCGUUAAAAAUUACAUUAAUGCACUUUUCAACGUUGAAGUAAUUCGGAAAGAAAGCUACGAUGGGUAA
Messenger RNA from Uranotaenia lowii, 729 nucleotides. RefSeq lists its product as uncharacterized. The record is from RefSeq and is a predicted model, not a curated record. Lineage: Eukaryota; Metazoa; Arthropoda; Insecta; Diptera; Culicidae. The transcript has a single exon. Bases 1 to 729 code for a protein of 242 amino acids.